CUCACUUCUUAUUCCUUUUCGCCUUUCGCUUUCGCUGAUUGUUAUCAACCCCCUUCCUCUCUCUCUCUCUCGCCCCUUUGCCUUUGGUGGAAGAAAGCCAGCGACUUUCGCUUUCGCUGAUUGUUAUCAACCCCCUUCUCUCUCUCUCUCGCCCCUUUGCCUUUGGUGGAAGAAAGCCAGCGACCUUGGUCUUAACAAAAAAAUCAAACGGAAAAAGUUUUCUAGUUGUAAACCUUUCUUAUUCUUUCUCCGGAGGAAGAGGUGAGGAGAACAAGAUGUCGUCGGCGGCGGAGCGAUUCGUCGUUGGAGGCGGAGAGGAGCAGCUCUUCCAACAGCAUCCAGUGUACCACGUUCCCCAACACAGCCGGAGGGAGAAGCUCCGGUUCCCGCCGGAGGACGCUCCAUCACCCACCUCCUUAGUGUUGCUCCACGAUGCCAACAUCGCUUCGCCGCUCUACCCCACCAACACUUCCUUCCUUCCGGCCUUUUCCUCCGAUUCAUCCCCGUCUUCCUUUACCUAUUAUUCUCAAGACUAUAACCACCAUAUCGCUUCCAGCACCCAAGUCUCAAGCCACACCACCACUCUCUCUCUUCCAACACAUCAUCACCACCAGAUCUCCAGCCAGGGCUUCUCUCUGUCCCUGUCUUCCUCUCCUUCCAAACCUCCACCUCCUCCUCGCCACCAUGCGGGCGUCGGAAUAAACCACGGGGUGCCGAGGAGUCCGGCUCCUCUCGGGCCAUUCACGGGCUACGCCGUCGUCCUCAACCGCUCGAGGUUCCUCGAGCCUGCACGCCAGCUUCUUGAAGAAAUAUGCGGUGCUGGCCGUAGAGCAGCAACAGCAGCAGCAGGAAGUAGCGCUGACGAUAUGCUUCUAGAUUCUGAUCCACCGGAGCCAUCGCCGAUGGAUCAUCGGAUGGAGGUGAACGACCGGAUCUCGGGUACGGAGCAGCAGUGGAAGAAGACCAGGCUUCUCUCCAUGCUUGAUGAGGUCUAUGAAAGGUACAAGCAAUACCAUCAUCAGGUGCAAGCUGUCAUCACAUCUUUUGAAUCUGUACCUGGCUUCAGUACUGCUGCCCCUUAUGCCUUCAUGGCCCUAAAGGCCAUGUCGAAACACUUCAGGCAGCUCAGAAAUAUGAUUUCUAAUCAGCUUCAUCACACAAACAAGGUCCUUGGAAAAGAAGGCCUCAGCAGCAUAGAAACUCCAAGUUAUGGGCUCAUUGACAAUGGUGUUUGUAUCCAACGAAUGGUAAACAACUCAGGCACCUUUAGCCAGCCGCAUGUCUGGCGACCUCAGAGAGGACUUCCUGAAUGUGCAGUUGCUGUCCUACGUGCAUGGCUUUUUGAACACUUCUUGCACCCAUAUCCUACUGAUACUGACAAGCAGAUGUUGGCAAAACAAACAGGUCUCACAAGAAAUCAGGUUUCAAAUUGGUUUAUUAAUGCGAGGGUGAGACUUUGGAAACCAAUGGUUGAAGAAAUACACUCUCUUGAGACGCAACAAUUGCAUAAAGUUUCAGCAGGUGAUAAAAGCUGUGAGACUGAUGGGCAAACUCAGCUACAAUCAGCUUCAACUGCUGCUUCCCAUGACUCUCAAUUGCCUCAAAGUUCUAACAGCCAAAAGAAUCAACACCUGACAACCAAGUACAUUCAACAUGAUCACACUCAGACGCCCAACCGUACCCAAGAGCAAUUUAGCUUCGUAUAUGAUGUUUUACCUGGCCAUCAGCAUAUUGGAGUUGGUACGAAUGUUGCCGCUGGAGGAAAUUCAGGUGUUUCACUGAGUCUUGGGCUCCACCAAACCAACAGGGUUUGCUGGCAGGAGCCUCUUCCAUUGAAUGUUGUUCGCUGUUUUGGUCUUGAUGAGUGGAAUGAUGCUUAUGUGAUGGGUGCAUUUGAUGGGCAAUACCGGCAGUUUGGAAAGAACAUCAGUGGACAGUUUCUUCAUGAUUUUGUUGGAUGAAAGUGCUUGUGUGACAUCAGUUUAGCCAAGAUGAUGGAGCAGCAGAAAAUUUUGGAUGCUCAGAAAUACCAAUAUAGGCUAACAAAAUACUUAUUGGGUGCCAGGGACCUCAAUUCUUCAAGCAUUGUUUUAGAAGACUUUAGCCACGACGGAGCGAAUGGUAUGGUUUUUUAUGUUCAAGCUUCGUAAUUUGUUAGAGACAUUAGUCAUGCCACUGUUGCGGAUGGACGUGAAAAUCUCACUUGAAUUGAGCUUAAGUGUGAUGAGUCGUCCUUUAAAAGCUAUAGAUCACAAACCUGAUGAACUUGGAUGGUUAUUUGCGAGCAAUUACCCGCAGAGAAAACAUUGUAAAGCGCGUGGCCCUUAUGUUUGCACCGCUUAUGGAAAACGGCUUCUAUUUGACGAGUCGGGAAAAUCGAUAUUGAGUAUAUUUUGCCAUCACCGAGGUCUUGACCAAUUUUUCUGCUUUUGAUGCCUGCAUGUUUGCCUGCCUUCUGAUAUCUUAGGGCCACGUUGUCCAAAUCCAAGUCGGGCAGGUUUCUCAUAUUUUUCAAAAAAUAUUGAACAUUCAUUAUCAAACUUGGCCUUCAUGGCCAUGUAUCCGCUGCUUCACUAAUUUUCUUUCAUGCUACAGGAUGCAGAAGGAAGCUUAGGCUGAGUUCCAAUUCAGAGAAAAUUGUAAGUUUAUUUAUGAUGCAUUUGUACUUUGUAAGGUACGAACCUGUAUGUCACUUCAAGCAUGGUAAGACUGCAAGAUAUUAUACCAAGCAAGUUUGUAUUUCGGAUAGCUGGCUGGUUAGGAGGCCAUUCUGUGUCCUCGAGGGGUGCGUGUCCCAGAAAGGUGAGGCAGGGAUUCUUGGCUGUGAACGGGUGUUUGUCUGUGUCCGAUCAGUACCAAGAUGGAUUUUAGGAGGUUGGCUAAGGUUUACGCUCAAACCCAUAGCAAAUGGAUCAUCGAGUUGAGAACUUUUCUUUGGAAAUCAGAAACUCUUGGGUCGAGCAGUGUAGUCUUUUGCUUGGUCUCGUUCAAUUUAAUUUAUUCAGGGUAUGGCAUUGGGGCUCUGUGCUGCUGAAUAUAUUUUAAGCAGUCCGGGUGGACUUGCGAUACAGGUUACUGAAUUAUGACAGGGCUGCAGUGGCCAACGUGUUCUCCUCUGGGAAAUGACAUGUACUGUUUACGCAGAAUAAUUACUUUAUUGGAAAUGACGUGCACUGCAAGCGAUGUCAUACGCAUGCCAUUCAAUAUAUGCACUUUUGUAA
This is a messenger RNA of Elaeis guineensis (African oil palm), 3221 nucleotides long. RefSeq names its product BEL1-like homeodomain protein 9. NCBI's taxonomy places the organism in Eukaryota, Viridiplantae, Streptophyta, Magnoliopsida, Arecales, Arecaceae. Gene Ontology annotation, biological process: regulation of DNA-templated transcription. Gene Ontology annotation, molecular function: DNA binding. The record is from RefSeq and is a predicted model, not a curated record.